AUAUAGUGGUUUAAUUAUGCCUUGUGUAUGGUUAUACCACAUUUGACUUGAGUAGAGUAUUACAGUCACCACAUCGGCAUUAAAAGGAUUGUAGAAAAUAAAGGGACAAUACACUUAGGUUUGAGGUUGAGUUCAUAACCGUCGGAAAUUACGGAAACAAAUAAACCUCCACGUGACAGUGGAUGUGUUGGUCGUUUAGAUCAGGGGUCCCCAAACCCCGGGCCGCGGCCCGGUACCGGUCCGCGGCUUGGUUGGAACCGGGCCGCGGAAAAAAAGUGAAUAAAUAAAGUUUAAAUUUUUUUUUUUUAAUCAGUCGGAAAAAUAUUUUAUUUUGAAAAAGGACCGGAUCCACCCGUGUGUACGUCUGAGCCGCGUUCAGGAGUCUUAAAGUUCGGGUUUAUCGCUGCAGGCGAGUCUCACGCGCCAAACCCUCUGCUGGCGGCACAGUGACAAAGAAUCUUCAAACAGAUUCAACCUGCUCAAUGAAUUCUGUCACUUCAGGGAAAUGACAACUGUUUUCAAGUUGGCCGAUAAAGUCGCUGCUGCAGGGCGAGUGAACGGCGGAACAUUCUACAUGUUUCAGACGUUGACCGGGUGGAAGAGGCUUUUAAAAGAGUUUGAGCGGUACUCCAACCACAAAAGACCCAACUGCAAAAGAAUAGACCUGCAACCCAUUUGUAAACAAACCCACCCGGUGAAUCGAGCCCGUCCGAGCAAGAAAAAAAUGUGCUGGAGAUGCAAAUGACGGUGGCCUGAAGGGACAUUUCACACAACAACUCUGCCGGUGUUCUAAUGACAGCGACCAGAACUCGGUGAGGAGCAGCGGACCAAACACAGGUCUGUGUCGCCGUCUCCAUUAGCGGCUCGUUGCAGGAAGGGCUCAGCGCAGCGUGGGUGCCCAGGGAUCCACUGCCUGAGCGCACGGAGGGCCGCGGCCGAGGCCCCGGAGACAUGAACCACACCAAGGACAGCCUGGUCAUCUUCACCGGCAACUCCCACCCCGCCAGCCGCGAGCUGGCCAAGAGGAUUUCAGAGCGGUUAGGGGUGGAGCUUGGCAAGGUGCAGGUGUACCAGGAGACGAACCGAGAAACGCGGGUGCAGGUCCAAGAGUCUGUGCGGGGCAAAGAUGUCUUUGUGAUCCAGACAGUGUCCAAGGAUGUGAACACCACCAUCAUGGAGAUGCUGAUCCUGGUGUACGCGUGCAGGACGUCCUGCGCCAGGAGCAUCACCGGCGUCCUCCCUUACUUCCCCUACAGCAAGCAGUGCAAGAUGAGGAAGAGGGGCUCCAUCGUCUCGAAGCUCAUCGCCUCCAUGAUGUGUAAAGCUGGACUCACCCACCUGAUCACGAUGGACCUCCAUCAGAAGGAGAUCCAAGGCUUCUUCAACAUCCCAGUGGACAAUCUGAGAGCCUCUCCCUUCCUGCUGCAGUACAUACAGGAAGAGAUCCCCGACUAUAGAAACGCUGUGAUUGUGGCCAAAUCCCCCGCCUCUGCCAAAAGGGCGCAGUCGUUUGCCGAGCGGCUCCGUCUGGGCUUGGCGGUGAUCCACGGCGAAGCUCAGGACCCCGAGUCGGACCAGGUAGACGGGCGACACUCCCCCCCCACCGUCAAGACCAGCAGAGCCAUCCACCCCAGCAUGGACAUGCCACUGUUGAUCCCCAAAGAGAAGCCUCCCAUCACCGUGGUCGGAGACGUAGGAGGACGCAUCGCCAUCAUAGUGGAUGACAUCAUCGACGACGUGGACAGUUUCGUGGCGGCGGCGGAGACGCUGAAGGAAAGGGGGGCCUACAAGAUCUACGUCAUGGCGACGCACGGCAUCCUCUCCCUGGACGCGCCCCGCUUCAUCGAGGAGUCGGCCAUCGACGAGGUGGUGGUGACCAACACGAUUCCCCACGAGCUCCAGAAGCUCCAGUGUCCAAAGAUCAAAACCGUUGACAUCAGCAUGAUCCUGUCGGAGGCCAUCCGCCGCAUCCACAACGGGGAGUCCAUGUCCUACCUGUUCCGCAACAUCGGAAUGGACGACUGAAACACACACACACACACACACACUCACUAUUUGCCUUGUCGUGUCUCUUCAGAAACAUGGAGGUGAAUGUCGAACACUGAGAUCGUGACACACGUUGCAUGAUGUACUUCAUGUCCUGCUUGUCUUUUUUCCUCAGUGCAGCUUAAAGGGGAAGUUUAGAUUCUUUUGAAGCGGCUUGUUUGAGGUGCUUCUCCGUCGUCGGUGGUUCUCCUCCAGUAGAUGGAGGUUUAAAUGCGAGAGGAUAUUCAGCGCGUUACUUUCCCAUCAGCCGGCUCUUUGACGCUCUCUUCAAAGUGGCGUUGGUGUCACACCACCGAGGCGACUCGGAGCCGACCCUCUGGAUGUGUGAACGUGUCACACGAGGAACGCAAACCACCGCCGCUCUGCGAGGUAGAAUGCCGAGCUGUCGGGAGGAGCCUCGUGGCUUUGAAGAGAGCGGAGAGAAUGGCGUCGGAUCCCCGUCAGAAAGGGGAAAGCGCUGGAAAGAUUCUAUCGUCGCGUCCACGCGAGCUGAAAUUGGAGCUCUGACAGCAGCUAAUGCACAUAAUGUGGAUUAGCACCGCAUACAAGCCACUGCAAGAAGAAUCAGAACUCCCCCCGUUACCAUAUAAGAUGAACACACACACACACAUCUGUGCCCUUGAUAGAUGACUGCCUGUCUUUCCUUCUGCUGUCCUCCUUGUCAAACAGCACACAGACCUCAGUGUUUCUUUUAACUCCUCGUCUACAUUUUGUUUCCCAUGUCUCCAUAGAAAUUAAUGUUCCUAUAAGACUAUGACAUUUGUUCGCCUUGAUCCCCCCCCCCCUCCCCGCAGCAAAGUCUCCUUUUCCUAACGGCAUCAGAAGAGUGCCGGUGCCUUCUCCAGGACAUGCUAAUGAACACAGGCCCGUUGUACUGGAUCCCGGGAUGUUCGGGGUCCCAGCUAAUUAACUCGUCAUCACCCCUUUCUGAUUAUUCAUGGCUUCCCAGUGUGUCGUUGCUUCAGACUCCUGCUAACUGGUUGCCAUAGCGCUGAGAUGCUGUUGUCAAAUCUAAUCAUUGAUGAACUGGAAGUACGUCUCGGUCCGGUCAAUUGGGCGUCAUAAAAAAAUUUGUUUUUACGGCGUUUCACGAGUCAACCGUGUAACAUUGUGUGCCAUUGUUUCAAUGCCUGCUCAUGUUUUUUUAAUAUUUGCCACAAUGAGCUGUUGCCCAGCUGUAGGGCUGUGGGUAGUUUUACACUCCUGUUAGAAGUGGAAGGUUUUUCUUAAUUAUGAGUUUAAAUGGUCAGGAAAGAUGCUCCAACACACCUGCAGGCAAAGCGGGAAGUCAAGCAAAUCUUUUUUUAAAUCUUUUUUCUUUCUUUCUGACAAGCAACACUCGACUGAAAGCAGGUCUUUGUCACUAAACCAGAUGUGUUCCCAAAAUAUAAAAAGUUUUGUAUUUAUUUUCAGCACUUCUUAUGAAUAAAUAUGACCUUUUUUAUAAAUUGGA
Molecule: messenger RNA, 3499 nt
Organism: Pseudoliparis swirei
Lineage: Eukaryota; Metazoa; Chordata; Actinopteri; Perciformes; Liparidae
Gene: prpsap2
Product: phosphoribosyl pyrophosphate synthetase-associated protein 2
Exons: 11
Coding region: 952-2025 (357 amino acids)
Biological process (GO): 5-phosphoribose 1-diphosphate biosynthetic process; purine nucleotide biosynthetic process
Cellular component (GO): ribose phosphate diphosphokinase complex; cytoplasm
Molecular function (GO): ribose phosphate diphosphokinase activity; magnesium ion binding
Source: RefSeq, a predicted model, not a curated record